Messenger RNA from Colletotrichum aenigma, 1113 nucleotides. RefSeq names its product Satratoxin biosynthesis SC1 cluster protein 4. Bases 1 to 1113 code for a protein of 370 amino acids. The record is from RefSeq and is a predicted model, not a curated record. NCBI's taxonomy places the organism in Eukaryota, Fungi, Ascomycota, Sordariomycetes, Glomerellales, Glomerellaceae. The transcript is spliced from 5 exons.
AUGGUCGCUGGACCGGCCGUCUCGGCUUUUGUGACAAGCAUCGUUUUUACGAGUCUUUCUUUCAUAGUUGUUGCGUUGAGGUUGUACACCAGAAUCAUUGUUGUAGGAAAUGUUGGAGUAGACGAUUACUUGAUUCCUGCAGCUUUGGCCGCAUCUAUUGGAUUCUCAGUGGUUGUUAUGCAUCGUAAGCUGCCUCCCCCUCGACCAGAAAACGCAAAGCGACAUGGACACGUGCUUACCUACAGCGCGGCAGAGAUCAAGUUUGGUUUAGGCAUGCCGAUGGCAACAAUUACGCCAGACAAUCUUUGUCUCUGGGCAACAAUUCCCACAUACAACUUGGCGCUCCUGUUCUGCAAGCUUUCUAUCAUUUUCUCGUACCUAAGAGUCUUCAAGGUCGCGACGACGCAGAAGAUCUGCAAGGCAAUGCUCGUCGUCCUCGCAGUUUACGGAGCAUGGACUGUUUUUGGAUCCAUCUUCAUGUGCGUUCCUGUACAGGCUUUCUGGGGUGAUGGCACUGGCAGGUGCAUGGAUCGUUUGGCCUUCUGGUUCUCAAACGCGGCAUUGAAUAUCGCAACGGAUAUAAUCAUUGUCGUUAUCCCGAUCCCCUUGAUCAGAACUUUGCAGAUUUCAAGGAAACAAAAGAUUGCGCUCAUCAUGGUCUUCGCCGUUGGUGGCUUUGUCUGCAUUACCUCCAUCAUCCGCCUUCGAUCUUUGUAUGAGAUCUCUAUCUCUCCAGACACUUCAAGGGACGGAGUCCACAUCGCCACGUGGUCUGGAAUAGAGAUUAAUGUUGCCAUCAUCUGUGCUUCUGCUCCGGCACUCAAGCCACUCAUCGCCAAGGCAUUCCCCAAGUUAUUGGCCAGUACGCAACGCAGCAACAUGCGAUCUGGCCAGCUCUACGGAAGAACCGCUGUCGAGUCCCAUCACAUGCAGUCCAUGAAGAGCCGCACGGGCAAGAAGCCUAGCCACAACAUCGCGAUCGAAACGAAGAUUGAAGUAAUGAGCCACAGUGGGAGUCAGAUGAACCUGGUCAGGACAGGUGGGAACACCACAGUGGCAGAGUGCUACUCAACCGAGGAGCGUCCACCAGCACAGGGCCGAAGCAUGGUUUAA